This is a messenger RNA of Besnoitia besnoiti, 2502 nucleotides long. RefSeq lists its product as uncharacterized. The coding region runs from base 1 to 2502 and encodes 833 amino acids. Lineage: Eukaryota; Apicomplexa; Conoidasida; Eucoccidiorida; Sarcocystidae. The record is from RefSeq and is a predicted model, not a curated record. The transcript has a single exon.
AUGGUGAAGCGAGGCAAGCAGAGGGGAGAAAACAACCUUGAGACACCCCGCGAGGCGACAGCAGACAGGGUCCCUGUAGACCUGGCUGAGCUCAAUGACGACAGCAGCGCGAGUCGCGGCGACCCUUUCAAGGGCUUGAACCCUGCGAAGACAUCGACUGGCGUACCGUGGCAAGCCACGCAGCAGGAGGGCGCGGAGGUCAGUGCGCAAGCGGCUAUGGGGGGCGGCGGGCACUCUUCCAGCGCAGGACAGAAUCACGGCGUCCACAGCACCCAUUCGACUGCGGCCGGGGCGAGUCGAGCCAUGAAGAAGCAGCAGCGAAAGACCGAGUCGUCGUCUCCGCCUGGCGGAGGGGCGACUGUUGGUGAAGCGCCUUCCAGCCACGACAGGAAGGGAGGUGACCCCGUGAGCCUGUCGUCUGCGUUCACUUUUCCUCCGCUGCCGUGCUGGGCGAAGGAGCAGAGAGCUGCACUCGAGGCCGUCACAGACGACUUCUACGCGCGGCACCGUCUCUAUCUGCGCGUCUGGCCGGUCACUGCGUCGCCAGAGGAGAACGGGGGGAGCGCGCAGCUCCCCAAGGGCGGGGGCGGACGCAAGGCCUCAGGGGCCUCCGGGGGUCACCGAAAGGCGGCGGAGGAAGGACCCGAAGAUGAAGCCGUGAAACUGCGACAGGAGCAGCUGAUGAACAUGCGAGUCAUGCUCCACGACCGCGUGGCUGAGAACCUCUCCUUCACGCGCACGCAGUACAACACGGCCACCCAGCCUCCGCGGAACCGGUGUCUGCCCUCUUUCUUGCGGCCGCGGAGCUGCAGACCUCCGCAGGGGGGGGCCGCGCCCGCGCCGCAGAACGAGGCCAGCGACAAAGGCCUUUCGCCGGAGAAGAGAAACGGCGGGUCGGGGGGCUGCGACUGCGGCGAUGAGGCGAUGGAGAACGACCGGUAUUCCACGCGCGACGAUGACGUCGAGGAUCAUGACGGGGAGUCACAGAAAAGCGUCUUCUGCGAAGAGGAAGGCGAACCCCUCGCGGGGGGAGAGGACAAAAUCAACGAAAUCCAAAAGUCCCUCCUCGCCGAGGGCUUCACGGGCUGCUGGGUGCUCCUUCUCUCUGAGAAGUACAUUCCGCCGGCGGAAGACGCGAGCUUCCUCGAACAGGGCCAGACCUCAGCCAAGCCAGCCGAAGAAGGCUCGCCCCCUCUGUGUAACGGGGGCCCUGGCGCGGUGGGAGGUGGACGUGCAGAGGAUGCGUCUUCUCCGAGGAACGGAGUCACCACCGCAACCGGCGCGACAGAGUCUGCCUCACAUGCUGCUCCUCUUCCGCCGCCUGUUCCUCGCGUACGCAGAGUGAUUGUGUGUGGGGCGUUGAUCGAGGUCUACUCCAACAACGAGAGGCAGAUCUCAGCGCUGUGGUGUCUCCCCUGUCUCUCUGCGCGGUCUACGCGCUUGCUCCUCCAAGCCUUUCUUCCGCGCCUCAUCAUCGAGGCCCUCAAGCUCCCCGACAUCCAGCCGCCGCCGCUGUCGAGGCCAGGCACGAAGCGCGCCAAGAAGCGACAAAAGACCGGCGCGAAGCACGGAGAGAACGGUGUCGGAGCGCCCGGGAGCGACCUCGAGGCCGUCGCGGCGAGCCUGCGAAUCUUUGAAGACGAGAGCGACGACGCCGUCGUUCCGCCCGCUCCCAUGAAGAGCGUGUUUGCUGUGUGUGAAGACACUUUGCUCUGGCCGCGCCAGGCGCUUUUCCUCCUGGCUGCGCCCUCCAAGAUGGGUUUUCUGCGCCACGUCGAACCCCUGCAGCCGCCGCCGGAGCCCGGAGCCGCAGACGCGGCGAGCGGAGGAGGCACUCGCCAUAAAGAACUUGGCGAACAGCCGCAGCUUCACGUCGACGCAGGCUUCGGGCCCCAGUGGCGCAUGUGCAACUGCAGGCAGCGCUUUCUUCCCGAGGGGAGAGCCGGCGGAGGCGCCGCCUCUCGCAAGGAGAGAGACAGCUGUGGGGCGCGCUCCGAGGAGGACGUCUGCGGCAGUUCUCAGCCACCGGCAAACGAGACGUCGCCGCGAGGAGGGGCGGCAUUUCUGCGGUUUUUCUCAGUCAGUGAACUCUGGGCGUCCCGGCUCAUGCCGCCGAAAGAAGCCCGCGCGCGCCUGGAGGGCGAAGAGACGACCGCGGCGCGCCCCUGCAAGGGGUCCGACGGCUCCACAGCGGAGUCUCCGGAGAGGGACAAGGCCGCAGAGCUCGAGUCAGGCUCAGUCGCAGGUCAGCCUGUGCCGAAGACCAAGAAGAAAGGCGCGUCCCUGUCCAGCGAAAGAAACGCGAGUGUCUGGCCUCUCGUCUCUGACGGCUGGUCCUGCUUGGUUCCGCGGGGAACGUGUGAGCAGCUGAUUGAGGAGAUCUACGGCGGUUUGCCGUAUCUCCGCCAGUACCUUGAGGAAAAGCCCGACCAGACGAACGUUGCCGAAGACGAAAUGUGUGGACUGACUGAAGACGAGUGCCGCGCCGUGCUCCAGUGGUGA